Messenger RNA from Oncorhynchus kisutch (coho salmon), 4346 nucleotides. Its product is annotated as vertnin. Gene Ontology annotation, cellular component: chromatin. The record is from RefSeq and is a predicted model, not a curated record. The transcript is spliced from 6 exons. Gene Ontology annotation, biological process: regulation of transcription by RNA polymerase II. Lineage: Eukaryota; Metazoa; Chordata; Actinopteri; Salmoniformes; Salmonidae. Bases 326 to 2539 code for a protein of 737 amino acids.
CGUGGCCCUGAGCGAGGGAAGGAGUGCGGUGUUUUCUGAAGCCACAGGCAAAAAAAAAAAAAAAAAUAUUAGGCAAUUGACAAUUUCCUGAAGGGAGGUUGGGCUAAUCACUCUCAAAUUUCUCUCCAAAGUGUUCCAUCUGGAGUGGACCUAGGUUGGCUGAAUUGGCGCAAGCACGCAGAUUACAUUGUUACACGCGCACACAAUGGACUAACUAUCUGAGGGGGAAACUGGAACGAAAGCUCAAAAUCUAUGCUGUGCAUUUUACCACUCCAGAAGUGAGUGACGUCCUCUUGGAAAACUAUUUAUACCAAAUAUUUCAGGUAUGAUUCAGAGGAAGGAUGUGGUUCUGUCAGUUCUAGGACAGCUUCAGGAUGCUACAGAGAGCUCCGGCCUGCACGCCCUCACCAGGGUAGCUCUGGAGGUCCACCAGGUACUGACCCCCUUCACCCUGCCCUCCUCCCCUUGCCAGGAGUUCCCCGGCUGGGCGGGCAUCGACGGCAUGGCCCAGAGCCUGUACCCUGCUGACGCCCCCAGGGGCCUCCUACCUCUGGUCUGUAAGGGAGAGGGGAACCUGUUGUUUGAUGCAGCCAGCAUGCUGCUAGUGGGGACGACUAGUCUCAGUCUGGAGCUACAGGUGCGUACAGUGGUCGACAUGCUGCUGUGGAAGAGGUACUACUUGUGUGGUAUGAUCGACUCUAAGGUGAUGCUGCAGGCAGCCAGGUUCAGCUUGUGUGCCGAGGAGUCCCAGGACAUGCUCAACCUGCCCCUGUCCGUCCUCGAGGCUAUAUUUGACGCUGAUGUCAAAGCCUCCUGCUUCUCUGGCUCCUACGCCAACAUGUGGCACCUCUAUUCCCUCUCCUCUGUCCUCCAGUGCAACAUCUAUUCUGUCUACCCCAUGUACAACCUCAAGAUACGACCCUACUUCAACCGCCUGAUAAGACCCAGGUCCUACCCCAAAGACAUGGAUCCUAUCACCUUGCACAUUAUGUGGUCUGGAGAGCUAGAGGUGGGCUCCACCAGCUCCAGAUUUAGACCCAUAAUCUUUGUAGCGUUAGUCCAGGCUAGUGACCUCCGGAUGGGCAGUCCUAACACGGAAAAGAGGGCCCCCCCUCUGAAGACCCAGGAGCUUCUCAAGCAGGACUCUCUCCUGUCCUACUCCAGUCUGAAGGACAAGUACAACGUCACCAAGAGUACGUUCUACCGCUGGAGACGGCAGACACAGGAGCACCGCGAGAAAUCAGCUGCCAGGUACGAGGCCAAGCACUUCGUCCAGGCGUGUUAUCUGGAAGGGAAACUUAUGCCACUGCACCAGUUUAAAGAGUUCUUCCCUGAGAUCUCCCGGUCCACCUACUAUGCCUGGAAGCACGAGCUGAUCUCGUCCGGUGGUAGUUUCUCCACGGACGAGGUGAGUCCAGGGGACAGCACGGAGCAAGAGUCCUGGUCCUCCCCAGAGUCCAAGCCCAGGCAGGAGGAGGACAAAGAGGUAGAGCCAGACCCAGAGCACCACGACAGCGUGGCCGGUAUGUUCGGCCUGAACUACAACAAUGAUAAGGUGGACGGGGAACGGGCCCAGAACCUGGCGCUGAUGCAGGAAGCCAAGAAAGUUCUUCAGAACUGCAUCGCUAUGAACACCUCGUUCCCCUUCAGGAUCUUCAAGAGGAGCUUCCCAGGCAUCUCCAGAUCCACUUACUACAACUGGAGAAGGGAAGCCAUGCUGUUCAAUAGAGGCUACAAGGCUAGGAGUAGUGAAGACAACUCUGAUGUGGAUAAGAGUAGUUCCACUGGUGGACUGUCCCCUAUCGGGGGUACUGAGAGACAUGGUCAUGCUGCUGCUGUCUUCCCCAGAAUGAAGAUCUGUAGAAACAACCACAAAAGGUUCAGGUUGGUGUUCCUACACAGGAAGAAGCUGAGAGAAGCAGCCAAGGUGAAGGUGUGGAUGUCAAGAUGGCCGAUGUCCAAGUUCAAAGUGAACUACCCCUCCCUGUCACUCUGUUUCUAUUGGAUGUGGCGCAACGGCCCGAGUCAAAACAGGAAGGAGAAAAGCACCCAUCCGUCUCCGUCUCUAGAGGUGAACAGGCCUGAGAAUAUUAUGGAAAACAACAACGCAGUAACGGAGAAUGUUAACGGCGUGACGGAGAGUGAGAUAAAGACGAGGGGUCUGACUCAGGACGUGACUCAGGACGUGUUGUUCUUAGGGGGGGAUCCAACAGAGGGUCUGAGAGACCCUUCCACAAUGACUUUUGUGACACCCGCGUUCGAUGCUCCCCUCCCUUUACCCAUGUCCCCUUUGCCCCUCCCCAACCCAACCAAGAUGUCUACCACCACCACCACAACAGACGACCAGAUGUUUGUGAUGGAUCUGGUGGCCCUGGCUAACUUCAAGGCCAAGGCCAAACUGUUCCUCCAGAAACGCUUUGAGGAGAAGUCCUUCCCCACCUUCAAAGAGUUCAGGUCCUUCUUCCCCCUGACUCCCCGUUCCACCUACUAUAUGUGGAAGAGAGCCCUGCAUCACGGAGUGCCACUGGUACAUGGCUGAGAGAGAGAGAGAGAGAGGGGGCAUGGCUGAGAGAGAGAGGGCAUACUCUGUUACACUAGAUUUAAGCAGAACGGUGCCCCUGUAACAAACUGAAAUGCUCUCUUGUCUCUUCAGAAUCCUAAACAAUCUCUUCUUCCUCCUUCACUUCCUCAAACAGAGCCAUCAGUAUCAUCUCACCCUCUUUAAAAAAUGUUGAUUUUUCUUCAACUGAACACACUAUUUGUUUGGGUAGAGCACGUGGGUGAAGCCUAAUGCAUUGGAAUUGUAGCUAAAUGCAUCUUUAAUCUUGAUUUGUCCUUCUCUCCUUGUCUGUUCCCCUCCUCCCUCCAUUCCUUUACCUAUCACCUUCAGCUCAUGGACAUUUGCAUGUGUGUGAAAAGACACUGAUCCACUAAUGUUCCGCUGGCCUCCAGGCAAAAGGCAGUUGAAAGUCACCAUGAUGGUCACAGUGGGGCUUUAUUUAAAUGGCUCUUUGUUUGAGACUGGUUGUUUCUGCUUCUCUUGUCUCUCUAGUCUUGGUUUUAAUCCCAUCUCUCUCUUAUAAUGAUGGGUUUUAUAAUCCCAUCGCUCUCAUUUUGGUGGGUUUUAAUCCCACCUCUCUCAUUAUGGUGGGUUUUAAUCCCACCUCUCUCAUUAUGGUGGGUUUUAAUCCCAUCUCUCAUUAUGGUGGGUUUUAAUCCCAUCUCUCUCAUUAUGGUGGGUUUUAUAAUCCCAUCUCUCUCAUUAUGGUGGGUUUUAUAAUCCCAUCUCUCUCAUUAUGAUGGGUUUUCAUCUCUCAGUAAUGUUGGUUUUUAAUUUCUCUCUCAGUAAUGUGUUCAACACCACUUUAUUUCCAUGUUCUCAUUUUAAGUUAGUUAAUUGUUCUCAAGGUGUGCUGUUUUUUGUUAAUCCAUUUGAUGUCUAUCUGUUCUAGAAGAUUCAUAGUGGUUGACCUUUUUUACUAGAUUUAGUUUAAGAUGUGAUGCGUUGAAAGAAGUCUUGAGUUAUCGGGAAACGUUUCAGGAAUCAAGGUUCUCCUUUAUUGUUUACCUCCCUUUUUUGUUUUCUAAGCGUGUUCUGCAAACACAGAGUUUUGAUUCCACCCACACAAAAAAAAUGACAAUUGAAGUGUUCAUCCACUGCCUUGUUCAAGGGGCAGAAUGACAGAUUUCUACCUAGUCCAAUGCUUUAACCACUAGGCUACCUGCCACCCCAAUGCUAUUUACAGUAUGAGAGGGUUCAUUGGUUUUCCAGCAUAUGUUACAGGGUUCAAGACAUUUUUGUUUUAUUUUCAUUGAUUUGUUUACUAAUGAAGGCUUACAACAGUUCUGGACUCACUACCAGAACAUGUACUUAGAAUGUACUAAUUGGCCUCAUUAAGUAUAUAUUUCUGUUAUGAAUCUCUAUUUUCUUGCUGUACCAUGCUUUUUAUUUUUUAACUACCAAUAUUUUUAUCUGGUAACUAUACUGUGAAGUAUCUUCUUGACAUGUGAAGUCUUAAACUGUGGUAUGUUUAGUUUUGAUCAAUUCUGUUUUUGUCUUUUACCUUUUAUUUUUUUUAAAUAUCUUUUUUUGUUUUUUUGUUCUCAAAACAAUUUUUUCUGAGUAUUGACAUUUUAGACACUGGUGUAUAACUGCCAUCAAACUUAACCAAACAUUUUUAUAUUUCAAUUUCUGCAUAUUUAUUUGUUUUGUCUGUUGGAGUGUACAACAACCAUAUUCUUCUCACUCAACAAAGUGAAAAUAUUGUUUUCUCCAUUUUUAUUUUUUUAAAUGUUCUUUUGUUGCUACAAGGCAGAAUAUCAAUAAACCACCAACUCAAACUCUG